This is a messenger RNA of Hibiscus syriacus, 616 nucleotides long. RefSeq lists its product as uncharacterized. NCBI's taxonomy places the organism in Eukaryota, Viridiplantae, Streptophyta, Magnoliopsida, Malvales, Malvaceae. The coding region runs from base 79 to 594 and encodes 171 amino acids. The record is from RefSeq and is a predicted model, not a curated record. The transcript has 3 exons.
UUUCGCAUAUGUCCUCUUAUGUUUUAAUAGAGAAUUUGAUGUUAUGAUUCAUCUAUCAAUUGUUUUUUAAGUUCUAUAAUGCUGAAAAGGUUCCUUGCAGGGGGAAAUGUGGUGCUUCUCUGUGCUUCAAAGUACAAUGAUGUGCCCACCGUCAUCGACAUUUCCGGCCCGUUCCAUCUAGAGAAAGGCAUGGAGGGUCGAUUGGGUAAAGAUUUUUUACCAAGAAUCAAGCAAAAUGGGUUUAUUGAUGUUAAGAAUGAAAAGGUAGCUACUUUUGAGUAUCGUGUAAUUCUAAAAAGUUUGAUGAACCGGUUAACCACCGAUACUCAUGCAGCAUGUCUUUGGAUCGAUCAAAAUUGCAGGGUACUGACAAUUCAUGGAUCCAUGGACAAAAUUGUACCAGCCAAAGAUGCCCUGGAAUUUGCCAGGUUUAUUCGAAAUCAUAAGCUGCACAUUAUUGAAGGAGCUGAUCAUGAGUAUACCUCGCACCAAGAUGAGUUAGCUACAGUUGUGCUUGACUUUAUAAAGGCAAAUAUGCCCCGAAAUUUACAAUCAUAUGAAGAAAGAGCUGAUUUCAUCAAAGCUCGGAUCUGAUAAACUGUCGGGUUACAAAGAU